Messenger RNA from Perognathus longimembris pacificus (Pacific pocket mouse), 1138 nucleotides. Its product is annotated as WD repeat-containing protein 61. The transcript has 11 exons. The record is from RefSeq and is a predicted model, not a curated record. Gene Ontology annotation, molecular function: protein binding. Gene Ontology annotation, cellular component: Cdc73/Paf1 complex. The coding region runs from base 109 to 1026 and encodes 305 amino acids. NCBI's taxonomy places the organism in Eukaryota, Metazoa, Chordata, Mammalia, Rodentia, Heteromyidae.
UGGGAUCCGCUCGGUCGUUGGGGCUCCUGAGGGCCGGGGCCGGGGCCGCUCCCAGGCAGGCGUACGCAAGAGCCGUCUGGCCUUGAGCCCUCACCCCGGACUGAGGAAAUGACCACCCAGUACAGCAUCCUCUUCAAGCAGGAGCAAGCCCACGAUGACGCCAUCUGGUCGGUGGCCUGGGGGACAAACAAGAAGGACGGCGUAGACACCGUGGUCACGGGCUCGCUGGACGACCUGGUGAAGGUCUGGAAGUGGCGUGACGAGCGGCUGGACCUGCAGUGGAGCCUGGAGGGCCACCAGCUGGGCGUGGUGUCGGUGGACGUCAGCUCCACGCUGCCCGUCGCGGCCUCCAGCUCCCUGGACGCGCACAUCCGCCUGUGGGACCUGGAGAACGGCAAGCAGAUCAAGUCCAUCGACGCGGGGCCCGUGGACGCCUGGACCUUGGCCUUUUCCCCGGAUUCCCAGUAUCUGGCCACGGGCACGCACGUGGGCAAAGUGAACAUCUUUGGUGUGGAAAGCGGGAAGAAGGAAUACUCUCUGGACACACGAGGAAAAUUCAUCCUGAGCAUUGCCUACAGCCCCGACGGGAAGUACCUGGCCAGCGGGGCCAUCGAUGGAAUCAUCAACAUUUUUGAUAUUGCAACUGGAAAGCUGCUUCACACGCUUGAAGGCCACGCCAUGCCCAUCCGCUCCCUGACCUUCUCCCCGGACUCCCAGCUCCUCGUCACCGCCUCCGACGACGGCUACAUCAAGAUCUACGAUGUGCAGCACGCCAACCUGGCCGGCACGCUGAGCGGCCACGCCUCCUGGGUCCUCAACGUCGCCUUCUGCCCCGACGACACUCACUUCGUCUCCAGCUCCUCGGACAAGAGCGUGAAGGUGUGGGACGUGGGCACCAGGGCGUGCGUCCACACCUUCUUCGACCACCAGGACCAGGUCUGGGGAGUGAAAUACAACGGCAGUGGCUCAAAAAUAGUGUCUGUGGGGGACGACCAGGAGAUCCACGUGUACGACUGCCCCACCUGAGCCGGGCCCGGCGGGGGGCCCCGAGGUGAGCCCCCCGCACCCCCGGACGGUGUAAGCACGGUCCUGUUGCCUGGAGAUGCUAUUCGGACUUUAACAUAAGCAUUGGCGCGCA